GCUCUAUCUGUUCCUCUUAACGUCUUCUCAAAACUUCCAUUCCUGUCGCUCGUUUAACUAUAUAACCCGACCUUCAUUUGAAUCAAUACAAUAUGCGUAUCCAAUCUUUCGCCCUUUUGGCCGGUGCCACUGCCGCCAUCGCUGCCGAGACAGUCACUCUUUUCCUGCCUGGCUUCGAUGAGCAAUCACUUGAGGGCAAGAUCAUUGGCACGACCGGUUCCAUGACCAAAUAUCUCGUCAAGUGUGCUGCCGACGUUGACUCCACCGAAUGCGGCGUUCCCGCUGAUGGCAUGACCGUGGCCCAAGGCUCUUCAACCGUCAGCCUGGCAUACAGCGCGGGACGUAUGUCCAUCGAUGAGAACUGCAAGUAUGAUUCCGUAAGCGUGACUUGCGCUGCCAGCCUCGACGAGGAAGGCAUAACCACUACCUUCACCUCCGCCGUCGCCCUCACUGAAAUCCCCGGUGGCGGCGCUUUGAUGCCUGUCACUAUCACCGGAACUGGAACUGAGAAGGCCGCCGCCACUACCGGUGCCUCCGCAUCGGCUCCUACCGCUUCCUCGACUAGCGGUGCUACUUUGACUACCUCCGCUUCGACUACCGCUGGUACUAGCACUGGUACUAGCACCAACGACUCCUCUAAUAGCAGCAGUGCUGCUGCCACUAGCCAGACUAAGUCUGGUAAUGCUGCUAUGCCUAUGAUUACUGGAAACGCGCGCUGGGCUGCUGGUGGUGCUGCAGCUGUUUUGGCUCUUGCCGCUCUUUGAUCAUCUGGACAUUUUUUUGGAAUGACGGUGGAGGUACAUAGUUGUGGCUUGGUUAAAGCCCCUCUGCCUUGUAAAAAUAUAGAUAUAUAUAUCCUUGUGUAUCAGCUACAACCGAAUCAUCUUCCAUCACUCUACCUGCCGCCUUGCGGUUGAGUAUAAGCUUCCAUUCGAUUAUGUAGCA
Molecule: messenger RNA, 945 nt
Organism: Penicillium brasilianum
Lineage: Eukaryota; Fungi; Ascomycota; Eurotiomycetes; Eurotiales; Aspergillaceae
Source: the annotation of a GenBank genome assembly